Molecule: messenger RNA, 5179 nt
Organism: Mobula hypostoma (lesser devil ray)
Lineage: Eukaryota; Metazoa; Chordata; Chondrichthyes; Myliobatiformes; Myliobatidae
Product: dynein axonemal heavy chain 12-like
Exons: 10
Coding region: 870-2063 (397 amino acids)
Biological process (GO): intracellular signal transduction
Cellular component (GO): nucleus; cytoplasm
Molecular function (GO): protein binding
Source: RefSeq, a predicted model, not a curated record
UGUGACCACAACAGAUGAAGGGUGGGAAGAUGAAGUAAUAUUACAGUGUGCAAUAGAGCAAAGUCUUUCUGGAAUUUGUACACAGGAUUCACCUGCAGCCUCUCAGGAGGAUGGUCUCAGGUACCUGACAGUAAUAUAAACACAAGAGGCGCUUACAAAGCAAGGAGAACAGGAAGAUCGUCGAAGCAAUAAAGACAGGUCGGGAAGCUGAUGUACGCCAGCUAUCCGUUUGCCAGUUUGCGCUUGAUGAAGCUGAUGAGAGAGGUUGGCUUCCUCUGCAUGAAGCAGCUGUGCAGUUAAACCAAGCAAUUCUUGCAGCCACUUUCCAAGACGAACAGCUUUAAGAAGGUUCCUUAUGGAAAACCAAAUACUGUAGAUCCCGGAAAUGAAGGAAAAUAAUCAGCAGGUCAGGAAACAUCCCUGGAGGGUGAAAUAGAAGUGCUGGACUGUGCUCCCUCGAGCCUGAGCUUUGCGUACACACUAAGUACGUCCUGUGAUCACAAUACCCUUUGCAGCCCUGGAUCUGAACUCUCUACCAUGUUGGAGCAGUGAGCCAGUGAGUCAGUCAUACCCUGAGGUUCCAAACCUCAACAGCCCUAAUGGCCUAGCAAACUUUGAAAGCUUCUCGGGAUAGUGCACGAGAGCAGAAGACCCUGAAGGGGGAAACCCCUCUGUUUUUGGCAGCUGCAUACUGCCUGAUAGAUAACGUGCAGUAUUUGCUUAUCAAUGGUUGCAAGCCAGACUCCAAGAACGAAGAGGGCUCUUCGGUUUUAAUAGCUGCUAUUAGAAAUGAAGCUGUUGAUAUUGUGACACUGCUGCUCCAUUCUGGGGCUAGCGUGAACCUGAGGUGCACGAAUGACAGGACAGCAAUGCACGAAGCAGCUAAACUGGGUAGGGCGGAUAUCGUUAACUUACUGAUUCGUUCUGGAGCUGCCAUUGAUCCCAGGAGUUCCUAUGGACUCACCCCACUGGCUCUUGCUGCACAAAACGGAUGGACAGAAAUCGUGCAAGUUUUACUCCAGAAAGGAGCUGAUGUCUUGUCUCAAGCAUCUGAUGGAGUGUCUGUAUUAUUUGAGGCUGCCGCAGUUGAAAACGCAGAAUGCCUGGCCCUUCUACUGGAGUAUGGGGCUGAUGCCAACGUUCCUAAAUACUCUGGUCAUCUGCCCAUUCACAGGGCAGCCUACAGAGGAUACUAUAAGUUGCUGGAGCUGUUAAUUCCAGUGACAGACUAUUCUGCUAUCCAGGAGAGCGGCAUAAGCCCGGUGCACUCUGCAGCAGCCGGUGGACAGCAAGAAUGCCUCCAGUUGCUUCUCCAGUCUCACUUCGAUGUCAAUUUCAUGCUCAGUCCCUGGCUUCGCAGAAGUUAUAAUGAUCAUAGGAAAUCUGCCCUCUAUUUCGCUGUAUCAAAUAAUGAUAUCCGCUCCGCUCGAGUCCUUCUGGAAGCUGGUGCACUACCAAAUCAGGAUCCCAUCAAUUGUCUCCACAUAGCUGUGAGGUUCGGCAACUAUGAGCUCAUUAACUUGCUCCUUCGCCAUGGAGCCAAUGUGAAUUACUAUUGUAGAGUGAACACAACUCACUUCCCAUCUGCUCUGCAGUAUGCAUUAAAUGAUGAAGUAAUGCUUAGGAUGUUAUUUAGCUACGGCUAUGACAUCAAUCGAUGCUUUGACUGUCCGCAUAAAAACAAAAUCCAUCCCUUAUUUGCCUCUGAAGGAUGGACACCUUCUGUCAUUAAAGAUAACAUGUUUUGUGAAGUCAUUACAUUAAACUGGUUAAAGCACCUAUCGGGGAAAGUGGUUCGUGUGAUGCUGGAUUAUGUGGCUCAUGUUAAUUUCUGCUCUAAGAUGAAAAGUGUACUUGAACAGCAAAGCGAAUGGUCGGAAAUCACAUACAUCAUGAGAAAUCCACGUUCUCUGAAGCAUCUAAGCAGACUGAAGAUCCGAAAAUGCAUGGGCAGAUUGAGGCUGCGGUGUCCGGUGUUUAUGACGUUCCUGUCAUUGCCCCGUCGCCUGAAGGAAUACAUUCUCUUCAGAGAAUAUGAUCUUUAUAAUGAGCCAAAUAUUUGAUUCAUUUCCAAUCAUGCCCUUUUAUAUUUUAUAUACAACUAUUGGCAUUGCAGUUUUAAAACGAAUAGAUUUAUUGAUGUGCUAUUAGAAUCUAGAUCCAAAAAAGGCAGGGAAAUCAGUAUUUGCAUUAAAGAAACGUAGACCAAUGAAGCAGAUUGGAUUUCCAUUAUGUUCUUCAUUGCAAUUAUUGAAUAGAUUUAAGAUUAAAACAAAUUAAAUACGACUGUUGCUUCACACGACAGUGAUAUAUGCUUGUUUGCUUACUUUAGUGAGAAAAGGAGGAUGAUUAGAUAAGGGGGGGGAUGAUGAUUUACUGUUACUGAAUGUUCACUUAUGGUCUGACUUGCCUAACGUUAUUGAGAGCACUAUUUCAUAAAAGUUAAGAUUACUGUGAUUCAUACAUGUUAAGGCACAGUGGUUUGUAAAUACAUGUUAAAUAACUAAUAUAAAUAACUGAAAAAGUUGCAUUUUCCAAUGUAUUGUUUGUUAUUUUUUUAUUCAUAGAUUUUCAAUAGCAGCAAGUACAAAACCAUUCACUAAAAUAAAUUGUUAUUUGAAUAUUAAGAGACAGAAUUUUAAACAGAAUGAUUAAACAAAUUUAGUAAUAAACCAUUGUAAAUAAUACAGCUUUACUCUACUCUCUGUAAUAAUAAUGAGCUGAAACUUGUUCAGUGUGUUACGAUUUGGUAGUAUCUCAGAUUUCUGAAGUCAGGUUUGUGCUUCUUUUCAAAUGAGUAAAAAUUAAAAAUUCACUCACUUAUACCCUGUAAAAUCUAUUCACUUACUCAAAUUUGUAAAAAUGCCAAUUCUCAAAUUUGCAAAGGUCUUCCCAGUUGCUGUGGAAUGAAAUGGUACUUUGAAAAGUGAUUUCUAAUAUUCAUACACAUUUUUUUAAAAACAUCAUUCAUUUAAUUGCAUUGUUACAACCCUUUAAACUGCCUUGUAUAUAUUUUUGACAGACAUAAACUACUAGGAUUUAAUAAUUAUUGCAUUUGCUCCUAUGCUUGUCUGACGUGCAACAGUUUUGAAGUACAGGUAACUUUGGUGGAACAUAGACAGUGGCUUAAGAUUGCUUCAAUUCAUUCUAAAUAACUGCAAUGCUGAAGCUGAAUGAACACACGUGAAUCCAUGGUUUAAUAUUCAGCCUGCCUCCAUAGUCUGUACUUACUGUGAUUUUUCCAAGCGAAAUCGGUUGACUGGACAUGCAUUUAAGAUAUUUACAAACUACUCUCACUUUGAAAUGCUUCACAAUAUUUCAGUGUUGUAUGAACUGGAGAUAAUUAUUAGCAACACAUAAAAAUUGCUGAUGAACACAGCAGGCCAGGCAGCAUCUCUAGGAAGAGGUACAGACGACGUUUCGGGCCAAGACCCUUCGUCAGGAGUAACUGAAAGAAGAGAUAGUAAGAGAUUUGAGAGGGGGAGGGGGAGAUUUGAAAUGCUAGAAGACAGGAGGGGGAAGGGCUGGAGAAGGGAUAAUUAUUAAUCUGCAUACUAAACCAUAAUUAGUUUGGCAGACUCAGAGCUCUGCAUGGUUAAUUACCCUACAAUAUUUUGAGGUGGAUUUUUAAAUCAGCAUUAUUUCCUGAUAACAUACCUGGUUGGGUGUGAGUUAACAGAGGUUCUAACAUCUUCAGCAUCUCUCUGGAACAGUCGACUGUCCCUAUAGACUUCAAGGUGGCCACCACCAUCCCGCUGCCCAAGAGGGCAACAGUAACCUGCUUGGGUGACUACAAUCCAGUCGCACUGACCUCAACAAUAAUGAAUUGUUUUGAGUGGCUGGUUAUGGAUGGCAUGAAAUCCCAUCUUCCUGCUACAUAGGACUCUUUCCAGUUCACUUAUCGCUCAAAUCGGUCCACUGAUGAUGCCAUAGCCUCUGCACUCCACUCUGUCCAGUCCCACCUAGAAAAUGAUGCCUCCUACUCCAGUGCACAUGUGCACUUCAGCUUAAUGUUUAAUACAGUCAUCUUUCGGAAGCUGAUGGGUAAACUGCCCUCGCUGGGUUGGAACUCGUCCUUCUGUAACUGGACUUUGACAGAAAGGCAACAGUGAGUCCGUGUUGGCAGAAACAUCUGUAACUCCAUUACACUGAGCACUGCUGCUUCGCUGGGCUGCGUGCUUUGAUCACUGCUUUUUACGCUGCUGGCACGUGACUGCACUGUUGGAUCCAGUUCAAACCAAAUCAGGUUCACUGAUGAUACAACAGUGGUUGGCCUCGUCAACAACGACCGUGAAAUGACAUACAGGGAGGAGAUAGAGCAGCUGGUAGAAUGGUGGAGCACAACAACUUAAGAAGUCAGAACAUGGAAAAGACCAAAGAGAUGAUUGUGGACUUUAGGAAGGUGCAGACAGACCAUUCCUCACCGCACAUAAAUGGCUCCUCCAUGGAGAGAAUUAGGAGCACCAAGUUUCUGGGAGUGCACAUAACUGACUAUCACACUUGGUCCCUCAACACUACCUCUUUGGUCAAGAAAGCACAGUCUCCACUUCCUGAGGAGAUCGAAGAGUGUGAGACUCCCUCACCCAAACCCCCCCCGCCCAAAACUCUAACCAAUUAUUACAGGAACACCAUCAAAAAUGCCCUGACAAUCUGCAUCACUGUCUGGUACAGGAAUUGCAGGGCAUCUGACUGCAAGCCUCUACAAAGGAUUGCAAGGACUACUGAGAGAAUCAUCGGGGUCUCUCUUCCCCACAUCAGAUGCAGUAUAUUCAUCCAGAGCACUGCAUACACAGUGCCCUUAGCAUUGUCAAUGAUCACUCCCGUCUGUCCAAAACUCCCUUUGACCCCUACCAUUAGGCGGGAGGUACCGUAGCAUUAGGACAAGAACUGUUAGGUUGGGAAACAGCUUCUUCCCCCAGGCUGUAAGAUUACUGAACUUCCUGCCACCACCCAGGUCUCAUCACAUAUGAAACGCCAGUAGGGUUACAUUGUUUAGUUUGUAUCAUAAAUGCACCUUAUUGUUAAUUUACUUGUGGUGAUAUUAUUUUUAUGGGGGGGGUGUGUGUGUGUGUGUAAGUUAUAUGUACUGUGCUGUGCAACUUGGUCCAGAGCAAUAUUGUUUUGUUUGGUGGUAUACAUAUGUACAGUUGAAUGACAAUAAACUUGAAUUUGAACUUGA